AUGUCCAAGUCAAAUUUUGCACAACGAUACGUUGAUCAAGUUCUUCCCGGAGAUGUCGACAAGAUGAAGGAGUUCAAGUUUCAGCCUGGCGUUGACAAAGGACCGAAUGUCGAUAUCAUCCCACCACCCAUGUUCACGCACAUGAGUCUUCCUUUCAACUAUCAAUACUCACAAAACCCAUAUGUACGCGCCACCGAAGAUGGCGGUACGAUAAACACCACUGCUGUUAAGCAAGUGGGUUACUUUAUCGGCGCAGAAGAUCCUGCGCCAACUGAGCCUCAGCUUCACCCCGAUAUGACCGAUCCACGAAUGGUGGAAAUCAUAGCUGAGCUCGAAGAUGCAUUCGCGGAGCGACCUAUCUGGACACGGCGAUCAUUGCUCAACUAUCUUGGGGGCAAGCUUAAGAACUGGAACGAACUCAAGAAAUAUUUGAACUACGCCGCUUAUCAGUUCAAGGGAGGUCCGUGGAGAGAUGGAGUGGUUCAAUAUGGCAUUGAUCCACGAACGGAUCCUAAAUAUCGAAUCUACCAAACCCUCAUGUUCAAGCUUCCAAAGCAGAAGCGUGCACAGCGGGGUCAAACGUGGAAAUCACUGCGCAAGGUCCAGAUGGGGCCCCUGAAAGAAUUCCUGGAAGAGCUUUCCGAGAGCCAUGUCUUUGAUGGCGACACUUUCCAUACAGACGGCAAAGUGUGGCAAGUCUGCGACAUUACCGACCCUCUCCUCAAGGAGCUCUUCGAAAACGCUGCUAUCCGCCCUGAAUGGGAUCCCAGCAGUGGAUGGUACCAUGGCGGUCUCUGGGCCAAAGUCAAGGCGAUCAUGAAGACGAAACUCGUGGCCAUCCAAUUCGACCGACAUCUCACCCGGGAAGACUUUGCAAUGACUCUGGAAACAGGCGACAAGACACCAGUCCGGUCAAACCAAGCAACGUUUCACCUGCCACUUCCAAAUCUACGACUUACAGAUGAAGAGCUGACACAACUCCGGGGACGACAACCAACUAAAAAGAAUAAGCACAAGGGCUAUAGCGUGCGGGUCAGAGACCCCAACGCAGGACCCAAGAAGGCGCCAGCUGAGGAGAUCGCCGGUGUCGCUGAAAAUUUGCAAGAGGAGGAGGCUCGUUUGUUGGGGGAGAUGGGGUCCGGAAACGAGGAUUCUGAUGAAGCCGACGAAGACGAGUCCGGUGACGAUGACGAUGGAGACGGAGAUAUGCCCGAUGGACUGGAUUAUGAUAUCGAUCCAGAAAUGUAUGGAUGA
This is a messenger RNA of Fusarium graminearum PH-1, 1254 nucleotides long. RefSeq lists its product as uncharacterized. Gene Ontology annotation, biological process: transcription initiation at RNA polymerase III promoter. Gene Ontology annotation, cellular component: transcription factor TFIIIC complex. The record is from RefSeq and is a predicted model, not a curated record. The transcript is spliced from 2 exons. Lineage: Eukaryota; Fungi; Ascomycota; Sordariomycetes; Hypocreales; Nectriaceae. The coding region runs from base 1 to 1254 and encodes 417 amino acids.